This is a messenger RNA of Condylostylus longicornis, 2269 nucleotides long. RefSeq names its product pH-sensitive chloride channel 2-like. Gene Ontology annotation, biological process: chemical synaptic transmission; regulation of membrane potential; chloride transmembrane transport. Bases 280 to 2109 code for a protein of 609 amino acids. Gene Ontology annotation, cellular component: synapse; membrane; neuron projection. Gene Ontology annotation, molecular function: extracellular ligand-gated monoatomic ion channel activity; chloride channel activity; transmembrane signaling receptor activity. The record is from RefSeq and is a predicted model, not a curated record. NCBI's taxonomy places the organism in Eukaryota, Metazoa, Arthropoda, Insecta, Diptera, Dolichopodidae. The transcript has 8 exons.
UCAUUCUCCUAAGAAGAACGUAAAAAUUAAAAAUAAGAAAAUAAUUAAGAAAGUAAGAAUAUUAAAAAAAAGUGUAUGUGCAUACACACAUGUACAUGCGUAUAUAUAAAAUAACGGAGAAAAAAAAUAAAAUUGUAAAUAUCAACUUUAAUCAAGUAAAACAACUCAUUUACCCUUCUCAGUAUAUUUAAGUAUAUCAAACUAAGUAAAUGCAAUUUAAAUUAAUAAACUUUCUCAAUCUAAAUAAUCAAAGCAAAUAAAUAAAAUCAAAUUUAAAAAAUGUUUUCCACAUGGAAAACUAGUUUAAUUUUAAUAAUUCUAAACAUUAUUUGUAAAAUAUAUGCUGAAAAUUUUACAACAACAACAGAUGUUGUGGAAUUCCUAAAUAUAGAUGAUGAAAAUUCAACCGAAUAUUUAUUAUUAAUAAAUAAUAAUACAGAUUUGGAUAUUAAAAGCUCUACAGAGAAUAUUUUAGAAAUAACCACAUUACUACCGGAAGUCAAUAUAACUGAAGAAUUAUUAAUUCCGCCAGCAAAUGUAACACCAAAUAUUGAACUUAGAGAAGAAGAAUCUAAGGAAGAAAGAAAUCAAACAGAAGCAAUAGUUAUAGUAAAAAAUGACAAUUGCCCAUCUUUAGAAAAUGCUGAUUCUUUUUCACAGACUCAACUUAUUGAGAGAUUAGUACAUAAAUGUCGAUACGAUCGAUUGGAGAGACCGUUAACAUUUGACGGUGAAGGAAAAGAUCGAAAACGGUUACCAGUAAAGGUUUAUGCUAGAGCUCAUAUAUAUUUUAUGCAAAUUCUUGGAGCGGAUAAUUUACAGUUUAAAAUUCAUGCCCUUUUACAAUUAAGAUUCGUUGAUCCACGUUUAGCAUUUAAACAAGUCUCACCUAAUCGUAAUCAACCGAUUUUUGGUGAAAAAUCAUUACGUGACGCUAUUUGGAAACCGCACAUAUUUAUAUCGAAUGAAAAAAAUUCUGAUGUUCUUGGUACUGAUCAAAAAGAUUAUUUAACAUCAAUAUCUGCAGAUGGCACUGUAAUAUUAUCAACAAGAAUACAAGCGACAUUAUAUUGUUGGAUGAAUUUGAAAAAAUUUCCGUUAGAUGAACAACAAUGUAAGGCGACGUUUGAAAGUUGGAUGUACAAUACUACAGAAUUGGUAUUAUUAUGGGAAAUAAUGUCUCCAGUUACUUUAGCUCCAGAUACACAUUUAACAGAAUAUAAAUUAUUAGCUUUUAAUCAAACUCAACAAACAAUUGUAGCCAAUUUAUCAGACUUGAGACAUGGAGCUUUUGCUGGAAACUAUAGUUGUUUACAUUUCACAGUAUAUUUAGCAAGGGAAAUGGGAUUCUAUUUGCUAAGCUAUUUUUUACCAUCAAUCAUGAUUGUUGCUAUAUCAUGGGUGUCGUUUUGGUUACAAGCGGAUCAAUCUGCUCCCAGGAUUACGUUAGGAAUCAAUACUAUGUUAGCAUUUAUCACAUUGGCAUCAGCUCAAAGUAAAACCCUUCCAAAAGUUAGUUAUAUUAAAGUAUCAGAAAUUUGGUUCUUGGGGUGCACAGCCUUCAUUUUUGGCAGUUUAGUAGAAUUUGCUUUUGUUAAUAUAAUAUGGAGAAGACAUAAGGAGGUUAAAUUAAAAAAGGUUAAUUCGAAGUAUAUACUUAAAUCAACGUUAACACCCCGUUUAGUACGAAAAGAGUUUGGGGAAUUACAAAAAGCUAAAUCUUGUGCAAAUUUAUUUGUUGAAAACACAUUAAAACCUAUCGAUGUAAAUCAAUCAAUUGCAAAUGGUAAUACACGCUUUUUAACAUCAUCAACAACAGUAAGACGUAUACCAACAAUUAUUCGGACAGAAUCACAAAAUGAUGUUCAUAUUGAAAAUGGUAAAAUAUCUUAUAAUAUAAAACCAUUAAAUUUGGCAAAUAGAGUAAAUAUAAUAACAAAUUCAACAUUAGAUGGUAACAAUAAUGGUUUUAAUGAAGCAUCACUCGGUUGGACAACCAUGACACCUAAAGAAGUAGCUAAUUGGAUAGAUCGAAGAUCUCGUACUUUGUUUCCUGUUGCAUUUUUAAUUUUUAACAUUUUAUUUUGGAGUUUUGUUUAUUUAUUAUAAAAAGUAUACAAAAUUGUUAUGUAUACGCAAAUUAUAUUUAUUUUACUCUUACUAAAAAGAAAUAUUUUUAAAAUUAGUCUUCAUAUAUAUUUAUAAUUCUAUUAUCAUAGUUAAUAGUAAUUAAAAAUAAGAGAAAUAAAAUUAAUAAUUAAAUUUGGAA